GAGAACGAGAGUCACCAGCAGAAGAAGAGAGCGCAGUGUGCGCACCGGAAGUGGAAGGAAUCUUCCGGAGUGUUGUGUUUUUCUGAGUGUGGUGUGAUUUUCUUUAAUUUUUUUCAGUAAAGUUACUGAGUUCAAGGAGGAACAUCAAACAUGACCGAGGAGGUGCAGAAGCACUCUGUGCACACGCUGGUCUUCAGAUCUCUGAAACGAAGCCAUGACAUGUUCGUAGCCGAUCACGCCAAGCAGGUCUCUCUGGAUGAGGAGAGUCAUAAGCUGAAGAUGUCCAUUAAGCUGAGGACGGAGUAUGGACCGGUGUUGCACAUGCCAGUCCUGAAAGAAGGGAAAAGUAAAGUGGCUCCAAACGCCUUGGAUCCGUACAACAGCUCUGGUUACAUGUCAGCCGAGAGUGAUCCCGAGUAUCUCAUCACAGGAACACACCCGUACCCAUCUGCCCCAGGAGUUGCCCUCACGGCUGACACUCAGCUGCAGAAGAUGCCCAGCGAAGCCGCAGUUCACUCCAUGGCACUGGCUCUGCCUCCGUCUCAAGCAAGGCAGGACAUGGCUCGAACUGCAGCGAGUGUUGGAGACAUCCACAGACACGCCGGGGCAGCAGAGCGAUCCCAUCCACCACAGCACUCACUAGUGAGCAGAGCAUUAAUGGAAGCAGGAGGGACAAAGAAUUCAGCUCUGAUCCCCCGCAAAGCUCCAACAAUGCCCAAACCACAGUGGCACCCACCAUGGAAACUCUACCGGGUGAUCAGUGGUCAUCUGGGCUGGGUCAGGUGUUUAGCAGUGGAGCCUGGAAACCAGUGGUUUGUUACUGGAUCUGCAGACAGGACCAUAAAGAUCUGGGAUCUGGCGAGUGGGAAGCUGAAGCUGUCUCUAACAGGUCACAUUAGUACAGUUAGAGGAGUGGCUGUGAGCUCACGCAGCCCGUAUCUGUUCUCCUGUGGAGAGGACAAACAGGUCAAGUGCUGGGAUCUGGAGUACAACAAGGUUAUCCGUCACUACCACGGUCACCUGAGUGCUGUUUACGACCUGGACCUCCAUCCCACCAUUGAUGUUCUGGUGACCUGCAGUCGUGACGCUACAGCCAGAGUUUGGGACAUUAGGACCAAGGCUAACGCCCACACACUGACUGGUCACACCAACACGGUCGCCACGGUGAAGUGUCAGAGUGCCGAACCUCAGAUAAUCACAGGAAGCCAUGACACCACCAUCAGACUGUGGGAUCUGAUCGCCGGAAAGACCAGAGCCACGCUGACCAAUCACAAGAAAUCUGUGCGAGCGCUGGUGCUGCAUCCGCGACAAUACACGUUCGCCUCGGGAUCUCCAGACAACAUCAAGCAGUGGAAAUUUCCGGAUGGGAAUUUUAUCCAGAAUCUGUCAGGACACAACGCCAUCAUUAACACUCUCGCAGUGAACUCAGAUGGAGUUCUCGUUUCUGGAGCCGAUAAUGGUACGAUCCACCUGUGGGACUGGAGGACGGGGUAUAAUUUCCAGCGGAUCCACGCGGCCGUGCAGCCCGGCUCUCUGGACAGCGAGUCUGGGAUUUUCUCCUGCGUGUUUGAUCACUCCGAGAGCCGCCUAAUCACAGCCGAGGCAGACAAAACCAUCAAAGUGUAUAAGGAGGACGACACGGCGACAGAGGAAUCCCACCCGGUCAACUGGAAGCCUGAGAUUCUUAAGAGAAAAAGAUUUUAAA
This is a messenger RNA of Hemibagrus wyckioides, 1705 nucleotides long. RefSeq names its product pleiotropic regulator 1 (gene plrg1). Gene Ontology annotation, biological process: mRNA splicing, via spliceosome. NCBI's taxonomy places the organism in Eukaryota, Metazoa, Chordata, Actinopteri, Siluriformes, Bagridae. The record is from RefSeq and is a predicted model, not a curated record. Bases 151 to 1704 code for a protein of 517 amino acids. The transcript has 15 exons. Gene Ontology annotation, molecular function: protein binding. Gene Ontology annotation, cellular component: catalytic step 2 spliceosome; Prp19 complex; precatalytic spliceosome.